Trichogramma pretiosum is the source of this 1933-nucleotide messenger RNA. It is a transcript of the gene CDK2AP1, whose product is annotated as fibronectin-binding protein PlpA. Gene Ontology annotation, cellular component: nucleus; cytoplasm. Bases 169 to 1431 code for a protein of 420 amino acids. The transcript has 4 exons. The record is from RefSeq and is a predicted model, not a curated record. Lineage: Eukaryota; Metazoa; Arthropoda; Insecta; Hymenoptera; Trichogrammatidae.
CUUCUCCUUGUUCUAUGUUUUUACGUACCGAAUUCUCAUUACUCAGUGUUUCGAUGCAUUAACGUAGCGGAACCUCGCUUCCGUAAAGUUCAAUUUUUACGCUGAUAAGUACUUGUCACUAAGAGAGAUCUGGGGUUUCAUUUUCAGUAAAGUAACAUUUUCUAAGUGAUGUCAGAAUCCAUGGACGAACGAAGUAUCAGACUUUAUUUUGAGAGGAUGAGGAAUCCUCGUCAAAAUCAACCUUCUCAAUCCGAAGAGCAAGCCGCAAUCAGGCGCAUGCAAGAGGCUCAGAGGAUGGCCAGGCACAGAGCAAAAAAGAAGCGUUGUUUGGACGAGAAUCUUGCUAGGGAAAUUUCAAAGAUAGCAGAAAUGUCAAAGAUGCCUGAUAAUUCUGGUAUGCCUGAAAUUUCUGAGCUGAAUAUGAACAAAAUUUCAGCCGAGUUGAGGCAAAUGAUGGAAAGAGGCAAAGUGUCUGAACAUAUCGUUCAGAUGGCUCAGAUUGCUGAAUUCAAUAAAAUGAAUGAAAUGAACAAAAUGUCACAAGAUAUGAAUAGGAAGUACGAAAUGGAAAAAAUGACAGAAUAUGCCAAAAAUAACGAGUUAAUGAAAAUUCAAAUGCAAAUGAACGAAAUAGCCAAGAUGAACGAAAUGGUCAAAUAUUCUGAGAUGGCCAAGUAUUCAGAUAUAAAUAAAAUGAAUGAACUUGCCAAAAUGAAUGAAAUGAUGAAACUCACACAAAUGGCUAAAAUGAAUGAAAUGGCAAAAAUCAAUGAAGUCCAGAGAAUGAAUGAGUUUGCUCAAUUAAAUGAAAUGGUUAAAAUGUCGGAAAUGGCCAAGUACAAUGACUUUAAUAAGUUAAAUGGAUUAGCUUUUAAUGAAGUGGCAAAGGAAAUUGCAAAAAUGAAUGAAAAAACUAAGAUGAAUGAGAUGAUUAAAAUGGCUAAUAUGCAAACUGACAUGAAUCAGAUGGUUGAUUAUUCUAAAGUAUCGGACAUGGCUAAACUUACUGAAUUAGCUAAAUUUAAUGAAAUAACUAUCACGAAAUUAGUAGACCCACCCCAUCAACAACCACAACAGCAACAACUGCCACCGCCGCCUCAAACCCAUCAACCACCUCCACCCAAGGUACAGGAUAUACCUAGGAUGUCUGAACCUAUUAUAAAUGUUCCAAAUCCCAGAAAUCUGCAAAAUGUUCAAACAGUCCAAGUAGCACAAUCUAGCCCGUUGAACAAUGUUAACUUUUCGUCUACACCAGCGGGUCAAGGAAAAUAUGCUCAAUUGUUAAGCAUAAUUGAAGAAUUGGGUAGAGAUAUUCGUCUUUCUUAUGCCGGAAGUCGUAGUGCAGCUGAGCGUCUAAAAAUUGGAAUACAACAAGCUCGAAUCAUUGUACGUGAAUGUAUAAUGGAAACUGAACAUAAUGCAAGACAAUAAUUUGUUAUUAUACAAACAAAAGAAUGUCUUGUACUGGUCAUUUUUUUCUCUUUAUAUGAACAUUUUUUAUAAUCUUAUAUUUGAAAAAGUAUUCAUUAUGAAGUGAAAAAAUUUUUCCAAUUUAUCAAUUUUGAAAUUAAUUAAUAUAUGUGCACAUAAAUUUAGUUCAUAAGCAUGUAAAGUAUAUUAAUUUUGUGCUAGUUAAUGUUUCAUAAGGAGAAUCUCAACGUGAAUGCAAAUGAAUUAGCUUAAUUGUUUAAGACAAAUUUUAAGGAUUAUUGUAUCCUUUUGAGAAUUUUAUUGUUUUUUUUUGGAUUCAUGGUUUUAAUGAACUCACAUUAUCAUAUUUUAGAUAAUGUUAAAUACUUUCUGAUGUACAAAAAAUUGUAUAAUUUAUUCAAGUACUUUUUAUAGCAAUAAUUUAUCAUUUACAAUUAUAUUCAGCUCAUAUAACAUAAAUAAAAAAUAAUUAAUAAAACGAUAUUUAUCGAUCAAGAUACUG